CUCAGUCUCAGGGCUUUUUAAAAAAGAGCCAGAAGCUUCAAUGUUGCAUGCCGUGCUAUGACAACGUCACUGCUCCUCCGUCCGCGCUGGGUCGACCCCUCGGUAAUGUUCCUCUACGACAACGGUGGCGGUUCCGAUGAAGUGACCAAGAACAUGGAGGGUUUUGCUGGUGUCAACUUUGCAGCGAGCCAGUGUAGGAAUCUUAUGGCGCACCCCGCGUCCCUGGCACCCAGCACGGCUUACUCUUCCAGCGACUUGCCCACCUCUGGUAUGAGCGAGCCAGUGAAACAGUGCAGCCCUUGCUCUGCAGCUCAGAAUUCCUCCAGCGCCUCUUUGCCUUAUGGGUACUUCGGUAGCGGUUACUAUCCGUGCAGAAUGUCGCAUCACAGCAGCAUAAAAUCUUGCGGAACACAGCCCCCCUCCGCGUAUGGGGAAAAAUACAUGGAUACCUCUGGCUCGGGCGAAGACUUCACCUCUCGGGCAAAGGAAUUCGCUUUUUAUCCGACCUACACUUCAGGUCCAUACCAACCUGUCCCCAGUUACCUGGACGUUCCCGUUGUGCCAACGAUCAGCGCGCCUUCAGAGGCCAGGCACGAGACCCUGAUGCCUAUGGAGAGCUACCAACCGUGGACUCUCGCAGCCAACGGCUGGAACGGCCAGGUUUACUGCGCCAAGGAGCAGCCUCAAUCUGGACACAUGUGGAAAUCCUCCAUGCCAGACGCGGUGUCCCAUUCCGGAGGAGAAUCUGGCUCUUAUCGACGUGGAAGAAAGAAGCGCGUGCCAUACACCAAGGUGCAACUGAAGGAACUUGAGCGCGAGUACGGCGCCAAUAAAUUUAUCACGAAGGACAAAAGGAGGAGGAUUUCUGCCCAGACCAACCUGUCUGAGAGACAGGUCACUAUAUGGUUUCAAAACAGACGCGUAAAGGAGAAGAAAGUGGUCCACAAAUUGAAACCCAUCAGCUAGUUUCUUUUUUCUUUCUACGGACAAUAUCUGGUGGAGAUAAACUACCACACAAACUACCACACACACACACACAAACACACACACACACACACACACACAC
Messenger RNA from Notothenia coriiceps (black rockcod), 1066 nucleotides. RefSeq names its product homeobox A13a (gene hoxa13a). Gene Ontology annotation, molecular function: DNA-binding transcription factor activity, RNA polymerase II-specific; DNA binding. The coding region runs from base 58 to 966 and encodes 302 amino acids. Gene Ontology annotation, biological process: regulation of DNA-templated transcription. Lineage: Eukaryota; Metazoa; Chordata; Actinopteri; Perciformes; Nototheniidae. The transcript has 2 exons. The record is from RefSeq and is a predicted model, not a curated record.